AUGGCGGGUGCGGAGGGGACAGGUGGCGGUUCUAGUGGUAUAUCAAAUCAUCGAAAUCUGAGAGGCUUUAAAAAUAAACUUCAGAUUGAAACGAAAACAAGAGUACUCUCAACGCAAGCAAAAACGACCCCCAAAAGACACCCCAAAUACAGCGAAAUCAAGAGUACUCUCAAACGCAAGCAAAAACGACCCCAAAAGACACCCCAAAUACAGCGAAAACAAGAGUACUCUCAAACGCAAGCAAAAACGACCCCAAAAGACACCCCAAAUACAGCGAAACAAGAGUACUCUCAAACGCAAGCAAAAAACGACCUCAAAGAACCCCCCCCCCCCAAUAAAGCGAAACAAGAGUACUCUCAAACGCAAGCAAAACGGCCCAAAAGACACCCCAAAUACAGCGAAAACAAGAGUACUCUCAAACGCAAGCAAAAACGACCCAAAAGACACCCCAAAUACAGCGAAAACAAGAGUACUCUCAAACGCAAGCAAAAACGACCCCCAAAUACAGCGAAAACAAGAGUACUCUCAAACGCAAGCAAAAACGACCCCAAAAGACACCCCAAAUACAGCGAAAACAAGAGUACUCUCAAACGCAAGCAAAAACGACCCCAAUACAGCGAAAACAAGAGUACUCUCAAACGCAAGCAAAAACGACCCCCAAAUACAGCGAAACAAGAGUACUCUCAAACGCAAGCAAAAACGACCCAAAAGACACCCCAAAUACAGCGAAAACAAGAGUACUCUCAAACGCAAGCAAAAAACACGACACCCAAAUACAGCGAAAACAAGAGUACUCUCAAACGCAGCAAAAAAAAACGACCCCCAAAUACAGCGAAAACAAGAGUACUCUCAAACGCAAGCAAAUACAGCGAAAACAAGAGUACUCUCAAACGCAAGCAAAAACGACCCCAAAAGACACCCCCAACACGCGAAAACAAGAGAGUGAAAACCAGCGACUAG
Molecule: messenger RNA, 960 nt
Organism: Penaeus vannamei (Pacific white shrimp)
Lineage: Eukaryota; Metazoa; Arthropoda; Malacostraca; Decapoda; Penaeidae
Source: RefSeq, a predicted model, not a curated record